Messenger RNA from Aspergillus candidus, 992 nucleotides. RefSeq lists its product as uncharacterized. The transcript has a single exon. Bases 719 to 991 code for a protein of 90 amino acids. Lineage: Eukaryota; Fungi; Ascomycota; Eurotiomycetes; Eurotiales; Aspergillaceae. The record is from RefSeq and is a predicted model, not a curated record.
UAUAAGUGCCCAGCCUUGCUUCACCUAUUCUAUCUUUAUCAACAUUGAUGUGCAUAUCGCUUAUCGCAUCUCUGCCUACUCCCUCGCAUGUUGCUAUACAGCCACAGCCUGGGGGCGGAAAUUAAAGUCCGGCCAUUCCUUGACCGUUGUUAUCGCCCUUGAUGACCGGGCUAAUCGGGUACGACCCUAGACGGCUUCGACGCGGCUCCUUGCAAUUUAUCUUGGACUUAAGCUUUCCAACCCCCCGAUUUGGCACCGAGAGUUGAAACAAAUUGAAGGACGAUAUACUAUGCAUCGAAGCGAGCCGAGAUAGGUCGAUGAUCGCCACUCCCACGGGGGCUAUUCCAAAUCGUCCUCGCGAUCCACGGAGAAUGUGAGACUGCCAGAUUCUCCACGCUUCCCGAGCCGGGCGAUGCGGAGAUGAUAGCCCCUUGGUUUGAUCCCGGAUUUACUAAUGCACUAUGAUGGAUGUUGCGAGCCUGGCUAUGACCAAGAUGCUCGCGGGUUUCGUGCGAAUUACAAGUUUUCUGUCCACUAUUUCCGGAUUAGGAUACUCUGGCGACCGGACCGGCUGGCUGACCGGAGACGGCGGGGCCGCUUGAAACGGAGUCUGAUGAAAUAUGCAUGGCGCAUUUUCCAGUUUCUUGGCCCCUCAGCGUCACCAAGUAUUGAGGGCCUGUCGAUCAUUUGUUCUGCAAAAUAGCAGGUGCCCAACAAGAUGUCCAGAUGCGGAUCUGACUCCCAGUUUCGAGCUACAUUGUCAUUCGUUAACAACGAGGCCUCUCCCGCAAGGGGUGGACCGGGUCUGACGGUGUAUCCCGUCCUGCACCUCUACCCUUGUACAUGUUGCGCUGCAUGCCUUCCAUCCCGCUUCCAGAAUGAUUCGACGCUGCUGUGUGGACGGUGUGCGCCGAGCCCGUGCUUUCCCCCGUCGGCUAUCCAUUGGAUAGUCCACCCAUCCAAUGGCUUGCUAGAUAUACACAAUCCCUGAG